This is a messenger RNA of Anopheles bellator, 2215 nucleotides long. RefSeq names its product CDP-diacylglycerol--glycerol-3-phosphate 3-phosphatidyltransferase, mitochondrial (gene PGS1). The transcript is spliced from 4 exons. NCBI's taxonomy places the organism in Eukaryota, Metazoa, Arthropoda, Insecta, Diptera, Culicidae. Gene Ontology annotation, cellular component: mitochondrion. The coding region runs from base 457 to 1968 and encodes 503 amino acids. Gene Ontology annotation, molecular function: CDP-diacylglycerol-glycerol-3-phosphate 3-phosphatidyltransferase activity. Gene Ontology annotation, biological process: cardiolipin biosynthetic process. The record is from RefSeq and is a predicted model, not a curated record.
UACUGUUUUGAUUUGUUUGCUCGGAUUGCGUUGCGCCAUUAUCGACGAAAACGUGCGUCUCCGUGGCGCUUGCAUCGUCCCGUUUGAGUCCAGCUGGGCAGCGGUGCGCGCGAAGCAAAAGGGAUACUUGCGGCAAUCCUUGCCCGCCUUCACUGUGAUGUUACCGAGCUGCUAGGCACCAUGAGCGUAAUCGAUUUUAUUCUGAGCAGAAACAGUCCAUAAGUACGAAAGUUUUGCGUGCACCGUAAAACGGUCCUUCCAAUGCGCCGAUCAAUCGAAAAGCAAAACUAGACAUAACGGCGCAGUAUAGCGAGUCGGCGGAUUUGUAAGGUAUUCCGGGACCCCAGUAUAUUCGGUAACCACACACAGUAUUGACAUCCGGGUUUCUUUUUCCGGAAUCCGGAUGCUAGUUGUACGCGGAAGAGCUGGCAGAUUAUUCUACAACCGUUUUUCAAGAUGAUCCGUCGACUCUUCAGCACAUUCAUCGCCGACUGUCCACCGACGGGUGAAUUUUUGCCAGCACCGGCACAAUCCAACAAUCUCCGUCGUCCGAGCCAAGGAGGGCCGGAAACGGUGCUUCCUUCCGCAUUCCGCGCCACCUCGCUGCAGUCGCUGAGUUGGUUGCAUGUGACCUCGCCCUGCUUUCCCGUGCCGGGCGAUCGCAUCCAAGUGAUACACGAGCCGGUCACGUUCUACAAUACGCUUCUCGAGAAAUGCUCGACCGCACGCAAGAGGAUCAUGCUUGCGAGUCUGUACCUCGGCACCGGUACUCUCGAAACGCGCCUCGUGCACGCAAUCCACGAAAAUCUACGUCGCAACGACCGCCUUCAGGUGGAUGUGCUGCUCGAUUUCACACGUGGCACGCGGGGCGAGCGCAACAGCAAAACGACCCUCAUGCCGCUGGUCGAGGAGACGAACAAUUUUCGGCUGUCGCUCUAUCACACGCCCGUGCUGCGCGGUCUCACCAAACGACUGGCCCCUCCACGCUGGAACGAGUUGCUCGGAAUACAGCAUAUGAAGCUGUACCUCGUUGACGAUACGGUCAUCCUGUCCGGGGCCAACCUUUCAAACGAUUACUUCACCAACCGACAGGAUCGGUACGUGAUGAUCGAGGAUCGCCGGCUGGCCGAUUUUUAUGCCCAAUUUCUCGGCAAAGUGCAAGAGUUUAGCCUGACCGUGGGCCGCGAUGGAACAACUCGGCUGCACGACACCUGGACCAUGCUACCGUACAAAUGUGCGCAGCUCGAGUUUGCCACCGAAGCGCGAGACCGCGUUCGAGCGUUCUUCCGCCAGGUGAUGAAGGAACAGCGCACGUUGCUGCAGGAGCACGACGAAGGCGAGACCGACACGUGGAUAUUUCCCCUCAUCGAGAUGGGACAGCUGGGCAUACACCAUGACAGUGUGGCCACGAGGCAAUUACUUUCGGGUUGUUUACCCGGUUCGCGGUUACGCCUGGCCACGGGAUACUUUAAUCUCACGGAAACGUACAUGCGCACGUUGACAAACGACUGUCAGGCUCAGUGCAAUAUCCUGAUGGCGCACCCGAACGCAAACGGUUUCCUUGGUGCGAAGGGUCCUGCUGGUGGUAUUCCGGCCGCGUACUCACUGCUGGCACGCAAGUUCUUGGAGACACUGCAAACUGCGGGCCAAAGCCACCGUGUGGAGCUUUACGAAUACGAGAGGCCUGGAUGGACGUAUCAUGCCAAGGGCCUCUGGUACUAUCUCCCCGAAUCGACGUUACCGAACGUGACACUGAUCGGGUCGUCCAAUUUCGGUGAACGGUCAGUGCACCGUGAUCUCGAGGCACAGAUCUGUCUGGUGACGACGAAUGAUGGGUUGCAGCGAAAGCUGCAGGCGGAGUACGAGAACCUUCUACAGCACUCGACGACGGCCGAAACCGAGCUCGUGAGUAGGCCCGUGCCACGCUGGGUACGCGCAGUGGUGGGAUUGUUUCGAAACUUCUUCUAAGCCCUACACAUCGCGGCGUCGGGUACAAGGCUUACCUUUUUCUUGACUCGAAUACGUACGCAUCGGCACUUGGUCCAGCUUUACUCGUUACGAUGUUAAUUGUUCCGUUGUUCCGAUCUAGCUUAAAUGACAUUUUACCAAAGUUACCGAACGCAACACAAGGCAAGCUUCCUAAGCCGAGGGCACUCUAGUCGUUUUUGGUGUACAACAUUGUUUUAAAAAAUAUAAAGAGCAUUAAAACAUAAUG